This is a messenger RNA of Thunnus maccoyii (southern bluefin tuna), 1825 nucleotides long. RefSeq names its product THUMP domain containing 1 (gene thumpd1). Gene Ontology annotation, molecular function: RNA binding. Bases 339 to 1319 code for a protein of 326 amino acids. Gene Ontology annotation, biological process: tRNA modification. The record is from RefSeq and is a predicted model, not a curated record. The transcript has 5 exons. Lineage: Eukaryota; Metazoa; Chordata; Actinopteri; Scombriformes; Scombridae.
UUUUGUCCCUCCUCACACGCCGUACAGGACAACCAAAAAACGUGCUACCUUGACUGGUUGUGACUGAAUGAGGUGUCGUUUCAUUCUACAGAUACAGUUUGAAGUUGAACGCAUGUUUCGACGGACAGGUUGUAUGUUUUUGUGAACUCCUCAGACGUUUUAUACUGCAGUCGCUGUAGCUUUAAAGUGUCGGAAAGCUUCUGUUUGCCCCAAACUGUUGAGCUAACGGCUAAUAACGCCGAGGGGGAGGAACCAAAACAAGACGGUAGCCUGCUGCUAGUGAGAUCAAAUACGAGUUUUUGGGUUGUAUAAUUGUCUUUAGAAGCAUAUUUGAUAAUAUGUCAGCCGUGCAAAACGAUUCGAGGAAACGGAACAAGAAGCGGUAUGCCGGCCACCACAACAAGCGGUGGAAGGGCUCCCGGGAGCUGGAGGUGGGAAUGCAGGGGAUCCUCAUCACAUGCAACAUGAACGAGAGGAAAUGCACCGCGGAGGCCUUCAAUCUGCUCAAUGAAUACGCAGACAAGCUCUAUGGGCCCGAGAAGUUGCAAGACAAUGACGGGAGCAGUAGUGACGAAGAGGAGGCUGAAGAAGAAGAUGUUGAUGUAGCACUGAAGAAGGAAGUGGCGCAGCUGCAAGCGUCAGGAGUUAAACAAGAGCGACGCUUCCAGGCUCUGGACAGCGGGGCAAACAAUGUCAUCUUCAUCAAAACUCAAAAUCUGGAAUCUGACAAGCUGGUUCAUCACAUCCUGUCCGAUCUCCACACCACCAAGAAAAAGAAGUCCCGAGUGAUCCUUCGGAUGCUGCCGGUGACUGGAACAUGCAAGGCCUUCCAGGAGGACAUGGUGAAGUACCUGACCACGUUCCUGGAGCCUUGGUUCAAAACCCCAAACUGUGGCACCUACCAGAUUGCUUUCAAGGCCCGAAACAGCAGCCACAACAAGAGAGACGAAAUCAUCAAAUCUAUCGCAGGUCUCGUCGGGAAGCUGAACCCUAAAAACAAAGUGGAUUUGACCAACCCAGAACUCACCAUCAUUGUGGAGGUCAUCAAGGCUGUGUGUUGCAUCAGUGUGGUAAAAGACUAUACACUGUAUAGAAAGUACAAUGUUCAGGAAGUGGUGAAAGAGGACAUUCCCAAGCCUGAUGUGACCACACCAAAAACCAGUGUGACCACAACUGAGCAGAAAGAGAAAACUGAUGCAGCGGAGGCAAACCAAGAAGAGAAGACAGCAGAAGAAGAGAAGACAGCAGAAGAAGAGAAGGACAAAAAUGCGCCGCAGGACAACAAGGAGGUUGAUAAGGGCGAAGGUGAGGGGGAAUAAGAGGUCACAUUUAGUAAAAACACAUCGUCAGUUGGACUUAGAUUAAAACAUUUUUAAGACAUGAUCUUAAGUUGCUUUAUAUUGUUGUGCUUUUGUUUUAAACAGAAGGUUCAAAGCAAAGAUGAUUUUUUUUUUUUUCACAACUUGGCAAAAUAAUGAAGUUGGUAAGAGUCAGACAAGAAUCUAAUAUAAUUUAAUGUAUUUUUUUAUAUUCAUAAAGAAAUCUGAUACAUUGGUACCAUCUUCAUAGAGGUGUCCAUUUCAAAUAGCAGUGAUUUUUGAAUGAACUGUACAUGUCACCAUUCCUCAUCAUAACUUUGCCAACAGUUUUUUAAAACGCAAAAUUAAAUUUUUAAAUUCAGUGUCAUUUUUUUUUUUUUUUUUGGACAUGUUAAAUCAAAGUUUUGUUCAGGUUUAGUGGUACGCCACGUUUAGUAACUGUCUGUUUUUGUAAUUGUUAUUUCUUAAAGCAGUCCCUGAAUUAAAGAUACAUUUGUGUUUGACUA